GUUUAAUCUGUGAGGCGGGCUUGAAGCUUGAAUAUUUGAAGUGGUUUUCAUUCGAUUUUUACAGAAGUCUAGAUUUGCCGUAUCUUUAUUUAUUCUAAUUCUUGUGUGCCUGAUAAUUCAUAAAUAUCUCAAAUAUCUGUAAUUAAAAUUGUUAAAAGUUGUGUCAAAAGUUAUAGCCCUGGUCUCAAAAUUACUCAGAUAAAGGAUAUGCCUCCAGUUAAAGAUGAAACGAUAAGAGAAAUUAAUUGUUUAGAUAUAAACAUAGUAGAGAAGAGUCCAGCGAAGAACAGUGCGCUUGUCGAUGUGAGAGCUUGUAAUAAACCUGCCGCCAAGGUAUGGUUCCGUGGUGUGAGGAGUUCCAAGUUCCGGCACGUGUACGGCGUGUCGUUCAAGCGAGAGCGAUGCUACGACAACAUAAAGAUAACGAGGAAUGCCCACGACUCCAACUUUUGUGCUGUCAAUCCCAAGUUCGUGGCUAUUGUCACCGAGGUCGCAGGCGGCGGAGCCUUCCUAGUUUUACCCUUGGACCAUACUGGUCGAUUGGACUUCAACGCGAGCCGCGUGACGGGCCACAAGGGCCCAGUCCUCGACAUCAAGUGGAACCCCUUCAAUGAUAACGUCAUCGCAUCCUGCUCCGACGACUGUACGGUGAAGCUAUGGCACAUCCCGGACGGCGGGCUGUCCAUGCACCUGACGGAGUGGCUGGUGGAGCUGCAGGGCCACAAGCGCCGCGUCGCCUACAUCGAGUGGCAUCCCACCGCCGAGAACAUUCUGCUCAGCGCUGGAUUCGAUUAUUUGAUAAUGGUGUGGGACGUGGGGCAGGGCGCGGCGGUGCGCGUGCUGGAGUGCCACAGCGACGUCAUCUACUGCAUGUCCUUCAACCGCGACGGCUCGCUGCUCGCCACCACCUGCAAGGACAAGAAGCUGCGCGUCAUCGAGCCCCGCCUCGCCGCAGACACCAUCGACAGCUCCUCCGGCGUCGUCUUCCCCUACUACGACUACGACACUAACAUGGUGUACCUGGCGGGCAAGGGCGACGGCAACAUCAGGUACUACGAGGUGGUGGAUCAGGUGCCUUACGUGCACUUCCUCAACCAGUUCCUCUCUGGAAACCCACAGCGCGGGCUGGGCUUCAUGCCGAAGCGCGGCGUGAGCACGGCGGCGUGCGAGGUGUUCCGCUUCUACAAGCUGCACACCUCGCGCGGCCUCUGCGAGCCCAUCUCCAUGAUAGUGCCGCGCAAGUCCGACUGCUUCCAGGAGGACCUGUACCCGGACACGGCGGCGCCGCUGGCCGCGCUCACCGCCAAGGACUGGCUCAGCGGCAUGAACGCGCCGCCGCUACUCAUCUCUAUGAAAACUGGUCAAUAUGUAUUUUAUUUAUACACCUUCCUGUCGCGCGAGACCACGCCCGACUACCGCCCGCUCGCCACCUGGCAGCCGCGCGACACGCACCACGAGGUGGGUAUAAACGAGAAGUCGCAGAAGACGAGCGCCAACCAGACGACGAAGUUCCACCAGCUGCAGAAGAUGUUCGGCAAGCAGGCGGGCGACGCCGAGCCCGUGCCGCUCUACAAGCAGAUCAACCAGGGAGACGUCUUCGCCACCGAGCACGAGGUACUCCACACCACACUAACGUUCCAUACUUCUUAUUAUUGUAAACUACAUUUUUACCGCAACCCCAUAUGCGCGCAAAAAAAAUAAGUUUCAAUAUUUAUU
This is a messenger RNA of Papilio polytes (common Mormon), 1716 nucleotides long. Its product is annotated as coronin-2B-like. Bases 208 to 1701 code for a protein of 497 amino acids. Gene Ontology annotation, molecular function: actin filament binding. Gene Ontology annotation, biological process: actin filament organization. The transcript is spliced from 11 exons. The record is from RefSeq and is a predicted model, not a curated record. NCBI's taxonomy places the organism in Eukaryota, Metazoa, Arthropoda, Insecta, Lepidoptera, Papilionidae.